GCCCGUCCAAGUCGAUGGUCUUCGCAGCUUGGAUGAACGAUUUUCGCCACGAAUCAAAUCCGUAGCUAUGGCUGUUUCCGUCUAGAAGCGUGGCAUUGACCGUCACUCUUUUCUGGUGGCUACUGCUGUAGCCGUCGAGGUAUCCUCCAUUUCCUCGAAUCACGGGUAUCUCACCUGGGGGGUUUAACCCCCUCGCUUCCCCGUAGUCCGGUCCUAUGCCCGGGCCCACUCCGGCUGGUCCAACAGGGUUCGCUCCCGAUCUGCUGGCCCAGCCGCCUUCCAGCAGCGACCGUGGUCCUUGCCCACUAUCUCUCGUUUGCUGCUGGAGAAAUCCCCCGCCACCGCCGAGCGGCAGCGUGGGCUCUUCUCGUUGGCCUCUGGGGGCAGCAACCCAGCCACCCCUACUGGCUGCAUCCGCCACGACGCUGCCAGGCUCCUUCUUCUUCACCGACUCCUCCACCAGGGCCGCCAAUUGCGAAAUCUGCCGUUGCAAACUUGCAAGCUCUGCAUCGCGCCCUCCUCCACCGGCGAGCGGAUCUAUUCUCCGCUCGCAGCAGUGGGCAUCUCAUCUCCGGCAGAGCUCAUCCCGAUGUGGCUUCCCUCGAGGGGCAAACUCUAGCGUGUUUGCGGCCUACGCCACUUAUUUAUCGGACCAAGGAAAAAAGAAACAUCACGUCGUCAUGGUGGAGGAGACGAAGAUAUGCGAGCCGUGGGGGGAGAAGGAGCGACGGGAGGGCUUGGACUGGCCGUCUGCCAUAAGUCCACGGGCAGAGGAAGUUCUAGCAUGCAUGCAAUCCGAGCAGUGGCGAGACCUGAUCGGGGACUAUGAAGAGGCUCACAACCUGCGACUGCCCAAGGCCAUCGGCCGCAGCGAACAGAGCCACGCCGGCAAGGAAGCACGCAAGGUGUCGGCCGUCUCCAAGAAGUCAACGCCGUCGAGGUCUAGAAAGAGCUGGUCACCUCGUUCUCGAGCCAGGCGAUCGACGUCGCCCAGCCAGCGCCGCUCCAUCGGCAGGUCCCUCUCUCCCGAGCCCAAGGGCACGGCAGGAGAGACGGGCCAGCAGGACCGCGAUGAGGACGAAGAGGCCUACGAGGUCAACAAGGGAGGAGGGGAAGUGGGAGUCAGGAACGACUCGCCGUCGUCGUCGUCGUCGUCGUCGUCGUCGUCGUCGUCGUCGUCGGAGGAGGAGGAGGAGGUGAUCGGCGGUGGACACAAGGGCGAGGAGGAAGGGCAACAGGAUGACCACGUGGACAGGGCGACGCUGCAGGAGGGGUUUAUCUUCGCGGAGGCCGGGACACUGGUGGAACCGGCCGAGCUCAUGCCAACGGACCUGGGCCUGGCGACGGAGGGCAACGCGACGGCCGAGAUCGAAGGCGAGCAGGACGCCGCUGCCGGGGCCUCGUCUCCCUUGACGGCGGCGUCGGUGGUGGCUCGCAGUUCCUCUCAGACCCGCCAGCUGCUGCUGCUGCUGCCACCCACACCGCCGAGGGUGCGGGUGCCGGUGCCGACCGCCCGGUGCCUGCGCAUGCUGCUCAGCGUGCUGAAGCACAAGCCUACGGGGGUGGUUCAGGAGGUCGGCGUACUGCUCAUGCUGCAUGCCGCGGCCAUCGAGGUGGCGAAGCCGACCCCUACAUCUGCCGACGGGGCCGCUGGCCACCCCAACGAGACCCCGUCCGCACUGGUCCCUGCCAAGGGUGAUGUCGGUGCCGGGACGGCGAGGGCGAGACACCAGGUCAAGCAGCGCGAAGAGAGCGCGAAGAUGAAGCGGAGGGUCGACGAGGCGGCCGCGGUGCUGGCCACCGCCGUAAAGACGAGCGGCAUGCGGACGCUGCAGGGUGCGGGCGUAGCAGUCAUCGCCAAGAAGGGCAGCCACAAGACGCGCUUCCGGCACCAGCUGCGGCAGCCUCCGAACGUCGAGGAUGGCCUCCAGGCGUGGGCCGCAACGCGAGGCCGGGAGGUGUUCGGGCUGAGGGAACUCCUUGGUCUGUCGGCAGGGGAGCCGCCGAUCGUCCAGCCGGCGCCAGCGCAUGCCCAGCUAGUGCGCGACCGCGUCGCCCGCAUUUCCGCCGGGAAGGUGAAAAAGGCCCUACCGGAAGCUGGCCAUGUUUUGGAGUUCAUCUCCUACGCUGCGGGCGCCGUCGUCGGGGUGAUGACCACCGCUGGCGAUUCGAAUGAAGCGGAUGCACUGGUCGACCUCGACAGGCCCUCCACCGCCGGUGGCGGCAACCUCUUGACCGGUGGUAAGGGCGAGUCCUCGGUGGCAGGCGCAUCUCUCGGCACAUCUUCGAGCGACCCUAAGAUCUGGGCGUCGACGACCUCGGGCUCGGACGCCGUCGUCGCUGCCGGCGACCUCGCGAACGGCGGCGGUAGGGACGGGUCCCCGGCGGCUGGUGCAUCUCUCAGCGCGUCUUCAAGCGACCCUAAGAUCUGGGCGUCGACGACCUCGGACUCCGAGGACUCCGCCGCCGUCAGUGCCGGCAACAUCGAAGGCGAUGGCAAGAACGAAUUCUCGGUGGCACCCGCAUCUCUCAGCGCGUCUUCGAGCGACCCUAAGAUCUGGGAGUCGACGACCUCGGACUCGGAGGACGCCGCCGCCGUCAGUGCCGGCAACAUUGAGGGCGAUGGUAAGGAUGGGUCCCCGGCGGCAGGUGCAUCUCUCAGCGCGUCUUCGAGCGAACCUAAGAUCUGGGCGUCGACGACCUCGGACUCGGAGCAGUGCGCCGACUUCACGCCAGGAUCCCUCUCUGCUGAAGACCCUGUCGCCUGGAAGCCAUCGAUGUCAGGCCCCGCGCAACGCAUUGAGGGUUCACCCCGCAGCCUUGCCAGCCAUGACACCGCGGCUGAAAUCGGCUCGACCCAGGGCUCACGCACCACCUCAGCUACCUGUGGGGGCGGUGACGGCGGUGCUGCGCUUACUGUGCCGGAGGCACCGGCCUUCGACUUGGGGCGGGAUGUCACGGACAGCUGCUUGGGUCUCCGGGGGAAACAGGACGCAGAUGCCUCACCUCUGGUCAGCCCGGCCUCAAGCCGCGACGAUACCGCCGUAGCCGCCGCCGGUGCCUCCGCAGGAGGUGCGCUGGUUGCGGUGCCGGGGGAGACAACUUCCUUCGUUGUUUCUUCCUUCUCCGAUGACGCGGUGACUGCUCCCGCCACGCGGGAGGCGUCAGGUGGUUCGAGGCAGCUCGCAGGCCCGCGGCAGCCGCUUUUUACCCUCGCCGAAAGUGACGACGAGGAUUUCCCUAGCUCUGCAUCUUCAGACAACCUGGUCGUGGUCGUCUGGAAGAGGCCGAAGUCCCUCGACGACUCUUUCGAGCCACAGAAGCCUCGCACCAAUGCCAGCGGAGCUGAUGCUGCUGAUGCUCUUGUUGCAGCGGAGACCGUGAAGGAAGACUCGCAGAACGGGGAGAUGUGGACCGUGGACCCGCUCGGGGACAUAAUGGGUGACAUACCGUUGGUGACGGAGGACGGCGAGCGCAACGCCUGGGACGACAUCCUCGAGGAGCAACUGUCCAAGUGCAGGCCCCUGCAGGACCACACCGACCGUUCCGCAGCCCCGCCGUUGAUCACCCAGAGGUCCUACCCUGACAGAAACAACGGCGGCAGCCCGAUCAUCGCCACCGCGAGAGACGGGUCGACAGGCUACACACACGAUGGUGAGGAGAACGUGGUUUUAGGGAGGAAGAACGAGAUCUCAGGCCGGCCGGCUGGCCUGCGUGCACGUGUUCGAAACGAAGCGGGGGAUGAGGAACAAGAGGGCAUGAUGCCCGGCGGCUAUAUCGGAGACGAUGAUGAUGCGGCCUCUAUCUAUAUAUCUUACUCCUCUUCUUCUUCGCUAGGAUACGGGUUGAGCGACCACAACAGCAUCGACGCCGAUUCUUGCUCUUGGCUGGUGGGUGGUAUACCGACGCCGGAGCAGCAGCAGCAGCAGCGGCAGCAGCAGCAGCAGCGGCAGCAGCAGCCGAGGCAGCCGAGGCAGUCGAGGCCGAUGUCGUGGUCGCUGGCUUCUCACUACGCUAUCUUCCUGGACACGACGUGCCGGUCCAUGCGCAGCAGCCUACAGGACGAAGACCUCGGAGACUCAGAGGCGGCCGUACGCGAAGCGGUGGGUGUCGCGGAACUGGCAGCGUGCGAGGCACGACAGGCGGUGGCGACGGCUGUAGACCUGCUAGACAAGCACCGAGCGCAGCAGGAGUCUCGCAGUUUCACCAGCAGCAGCAACAGCCCGCAACAACCGCCGCAAUUGGCACCAGCAUCCUCCGACAUCGACCCGUCCUCCCAGCUGCACCGGCGAGAGAGCCAGGCUUGGGAGGACAACCACGGCCACCGCAGGUGGGAGGAGCCCGACCCGGCCAACACCAGUUUCGUCGCGGAGGCUCCACAGCAAAGGUCGACGCCGCCCGGCGGCACCUUUCGACCGCUCGAGCUUAGUCCAUCGGGUGCCCCCGUCACCGGUGGCAGGGUUAGGGCGAUGCUCAGGGCCCGCGUCAAGGGUCGUUCGCAAGACGCCGAGUUGUCGGGUGUGCUGGAGCAGCGGGGGUUGGACAACGGGACACAGGGACACGACGCUGUGGGAGAGAACGGAUCCAAGGGUGGCUCGCCGACCGGAGGGUACGACAACCUGGACAUCUACGGGGCCGAAGCAACCGCGGGUGCAACGAGGGAGGUCGACGCGGAGGCUGCCGAGCGAGCCGCCUCCGCGGCAGAAGCGUACGAGCAAAGGAUGAGAACAGGACGCGGCGGCCAUGCUUCCGACGAGUGGCUGGAGGCGAGAUCGUCGGCGAUCGCGGCGCGAUCGAUCGCGAGGGUGGCGGCGGCCACGGCCGCGCGGGCCACCGAGUUGAAAGCAGCAUCGGCGCCAGCAGCAGCGCAGCAGGGUGGUGCCGGUGGUGGUGAUCACCACGACCUUCACUUGCCGCAGCGUGAAGAAGACCAGUGGGAACAAGCAUCGGAUCGACGAUCGUGCCGAGACGAAUCCGACGGCGACGAAUUCAUCGAGCAGGGGAACGACCUGCCGUCGCUAAGCGCCUUCAACAGGGUCGACGUCAACGUCGCCGACUGGGACUGGUCGUCGGUCGGAGGUGGUGAGAAAAUUUCCGACGUCGGACGAAGCGCAGGCUUCUUGGCGGGUGAGCGAGGAGAAACGGGACGCGGUGCCGAGUAUCUGGGAGAGAGCUCGGCAAAGAGAGCGACGGGUUUCGGUACGGCCACAACCCUUCGGUGUGGUAAGGCGUGGGGUUCGAUCGCGUGCGAGUCCAACCUCUCCGUCCAAUGGCACGUGGAGAAAAGAAAGGGCAACAUGGGAGGAUCCCUGGCCCAGCUCUGCGAAAAAAACGAGCGCAAGAAGAGGAGAAGGGCGCAGAGACGCCGCCAGCCGGAGGUGGAGGAGAACAGGAGGCUUAAGUUCGAGGCGCGACAGCGGAGCGGGGGCCUCAGUCCCCGCGCGGGCCUGGUGGGCGACGGCUGGAAGUACCCCAGCACCACGUCGUCCUCCUCGGCAUCAUCAUCAUCAUCGCUGACGCCGCCGUCGCUGUCGGCAUCAUCGCUGGCGGCGUGCCCUUCGUUCUCCUCUUCGUCGUCAACGGUGACGACGUCGAAGUGGUCGUGCCAGCUCGCCAACAAACAGCAUCGGCACCAGCAGGAGGAGCAGGAAGAGGAGAAUGAGGAGAAGAAAGGCGGGGAGACGAACGAGCGCUCGCUGCUGGGAGGGGCGGGAAGCGCCUUGUCGGCCUCCGGUACCGAGUCAGUCCAGACUCCCCCGCUCACGCCUGCCGCCUUGGCGCAGGCGUCGUACCGGCUGAGCGACCAGCACGCCGACAUGACGCAGCGCUGGCCGGCAGCACUCCUCGUCACCUCCAAGUCCCUCAUCGCGGACGUUCCGGGGCUGGAGGAGUACGGACGACGGUCGUUCGAAGAGGCCCUCGAGCAGUCAGUUCGUCGGGGGUUGAUGGGCCGCCCCCGCUGGCCCGAGACACCACGCUAG
Messenger RNA from Ectocarpus sp. CCAP 1310/34, 5981 nucleotides. NCBI's taxonomy places the organism in Eukaryota, Phaeophyceae, Ectocarpales, Ectocarpaceae. The record is from the annotation of a GenBank genome assembly.